CUCUACUCGUCGGGUAUACAUGUGCCUUCCGAGAAUUGGAAAUAUCUGUCCUGGUGAGCAUCCUUCAACGGUUGCAGAAGUUUUUCAUCGGAAGUUUCUGGAUCCAGCUACUUCACAGCCCAUCUUAUCGAUCUCUGUUAUCCGAAUACUAUGUCUUACGCUAAAAUAGCGCCAACGUUUGCCAGGGCAAGUUCAGAACUUAACGUAAGGAGGCUGACUUUGUCAUCGGGCCGACGACUGCGAUCAACGUUGGCCUCUACGAAACGGAAGGAUGAACAGAACGAUUCUACCUGCACGGUGUCUGUAGACACAGCAAAAACAGACCUCAUUAGCCAAACAAAAACUGCUGAUGCUCCACCGAACAGCACGAUCGCUAUUGACUUUGAAAAUACCAAAGAAGCCUACAAGAGCAAAAACUCCCUCGAGCUGCUCAGAAGUUUAUUGGUUUUCAAACUUUGCAGUUAUGACUUCCUGGUCGACAAGAACAAGGAGUUAAUGGACCUCAGCAGGAAGCUCUUGGGCCAGAAGGCCUUUGAGCAGAUGAUGAAGAUGACUUUCUACGGGCAGUUUGUGGCAGGGGAGGACCACCAGACCAUCAAGCCCCUGCUGCAGAAGAACGAGGCUUUUGGGGUGGGGUCUGUGCUAGACUACAGUGUGGAGGAAGACCUUACCCAAGAGGAGGCAGAGAAGAAGGAGAUGGAAUCAUGUGUAUCCGAAGCAGAGAAAGAGAGCAGAGGUGAGGACCACCGCGAGAAGAAGUACAAGGCCCACCGACAGUUUGGGGACCGCAGAGGGGGGGUGAUCAGCGCCCGCACCUACUUCUACGCCGACGAGGCCAAGUGCGACCACCACAUGGAGACCUUCCUCAACUGCAUCAGAGCUUCAGGCGGAAGCUCCCAGGACGGCUUCUCCGCCAUCAAGAUGACGGCUCUGGGGCGGCCGCAGUUCCUGCUUCAGUUCUCAGAGGUGCUGGUGAAGUGGAGGCGGUUCUUCAGCUUCCUGGCCGACAAGCAGGGGAAAGGGGGCAUGGAGGCCCUGGAGCAGAAGCUGGAGCUGGAGCAGCUGCAGGAGACUUUGAUUAAACUCGGUGCCAAGGAGGACAUUCAGAACUGGUUUACAGGCGAGAAGCUGGGAUCCUCUGGGACCAUUGACCUGUUGGACUGGAACAGUCUGAUAGAUGAAAGAACAAAGAUAUCCAACCUGCUUGUUGUACCCAACGUGGAGACGGGACACCUGGAGCCGCUCCUGAGCAUGUUCACGGAGGAAGAGGAGAGGCAGAUGAAGAGGAUGUUGCAGAGGAUGGACAUCCUGGCCAAGCACGCGGAGGAGAACGGCGUGCGGCUGAUGGUGGACGCGGAGCAGACCUACUUCCAGCCGGCCAUCAGCAGGCUGACGCUGGAGAUGCAGAGGAUCUUCAACAGGGAGAGGCCCGUCAUCUUCAACACCUACCAGUGCUACCUGAAGGAGGCCUACGACAACGUGUCCCUGGACGUGGAGCUGUCGCGGCGCGAGGGCUGGUAUUUCGGGGCCAAGCUGGUGCGCGGGGCCUACAUGUACCAGGAGAGGACCCGGGCCGCCGAGAUCGGCUACGAGGACCCCAUCAACCCCGACUACGAGGCCACCAACCGGAUGUACCACAAGUGUCUGGACUACGUGUUGGAGGAGAUCGAGCACAACAGAAAGGCCAACGUCAUGGUGGCCUCGCAUAACGAGGACACCGUCAAGUUUACCAUUCAGAGGAUGAACGAGAUGGGCCUGUCGCCCGCGGAGAAGAAGGUCUACUUCGGCCAGCUCCUGGGGAUGUGCGACCAGAUCAGCUUCCCCCUCGGUCAGGCGGGCUUCCCCGUGUACAAGUACGUGCCGUACGGCCCGGUGAACGAGGUCAUCCCCUACCUGUCCCGCCGCGCCCAGGAGAACCGCGGCUUCAUGAAGGGCUCACAGCGGGAGCGCACCCUGCUGUGGGGGGAGCUGAGGCGCAGGAUGCUCAGCGGGGAGCUCUCCUAUAGGCCGGCGCUCUCUUAGAGUGGGCGGAGCCACCUUCUCUCAUUGCAUUCCCGACUGCGAUCCCUAGGCUGCAGUCGCACACGCACGCACACGCCCAGUCCUGCCUCUUUUUUUUUAGAGAGGGCUGCGUUUCAUCUCCGAAAAAAACCGCCUUGACAGCGUUGUCAUACAGGUCGUUGCUAACGUUCUGUUCUGCUGCGCUGCCUAUCUCCAGGCUAGGGCCUGGCAAUAAUAAAAAGCUACACUACUAAAAUGGCAGCCAAGGCCAGAGUCAAUAUCUGACUCCUCUCAGAAUGCCUGGGGUGUUAGGAUAGAACGGCCAGCUUUUACCUUGCUUUAUUUCAGAUAUAACACCGGCCUGCAGGCCUUGGAAUUUCAUUUCAAGACUGGCAGCAAAUGUACAGGGUAGCACUGAAUAACUAAAGAGUGUAUUAUUUUUAAGUUUAAUUUUAAAUAGAUUAUUUUUGUAUGUCUAGUUUGCCUUAUCCAAACAUACUUGUACGCACACACAUUAUAUCUAAAGUAUUACUAAUCCCUGUCUGGUUAACCUUAGCCUCAGAAGCACUUAAAUCUUGAACAACAAUGUGCUUACCUACUCGAACUUUACACAGUUCAUUGUUAUCCUCCAGCUUCAAAAGACCACAACUUAAUUCAUCCAUAUUUAAUGUAAUUCAACUGAAUUUAACCGUUGUUAAUGUUAUUAACUUGUGUUGUGUUCAUGUUAUUGCUGUGCCAUACUGUCAAUAAAUACAUAGAACUGCUUGUUUUAUUUUAUGAUUGAUCCUAACACUUGUGUUGGGGUGAUUAUGUGCACUGUCCAUGUUAAUAACAUUGGUUAAAUAUGAUGGAAACCAUACAAAAAAGUUUAAGCCUGAAUGGGUCUUUUCAUGUAUUGUUUUAGCCAUACAUAUAAGCAGUGCUUGAUUGCUGAAACGCCAAAAUUUAAAAAGCGGUUUGCAAUGUAUUACAGAUUACCCCUGUUUCUGUUCAUGCAGCUUGUUGGCAGAUUUAAUUUGUAAAUACAUUAACAAAAUAAAUAACUAUUGGAGCCUUU
Molecule: messenger RNA, 3058 nt
Organism: Anguilla anguilla (European eel)
Lineage: Eukaryota; Metazoa; Chordata; Actinopteri; Anguilliformes; Anguillidae
Gene: prodhb
Product: proline dehydrogenase (oxidase) 1b
Exons: 14
Coding region: 151-2022 (623 amino acids)
Cellular component (GO): mitochondrion
Molecular function (GO): FAD binding; proline dehydrogenase activity
Source: RefSeq, a predicted model, not a curated record